AUGCAUUUGAGAAUUGGAACCGAAAAGGAUAGCAAGUUGCUUACUGCUGACGACGUCGACAACGUUGUGUGUGCCUACUUGCCUGAACCGGCAACCGAAAGACGACAAUUUGACAGAGUGAAAUCGCACAUGGUUCACGGACCGUGUGGACAACUCAACCGCAACAGUCCGUGUAUGUUGGACAACAGUUGUUCAAAGAAGUAUCCCAAAGAAUACAGUGAAGAGACUCUGUACGUUUCUGAUAAUGGUUACCCGACUUACCGCAGACCGAACAAUGGACUUGUGGCAAACGUCAGAGGUCACCCUGUCGGCAAUGAGUUUGUUGUCCCGUACAACCCGUACUUGCUGGUUAAGUAUGACGCACACAUAAACGUUGAGGUGUGCUCUACUGUGAAGAGCGUAAUGUAUUUGUAUAAAUACGUAUACAAGGGCCAUGACGCGGCUACCUUGGAAAUUCGGAAUGGAGACGAAAUAGAUAAUUACAUAAACUCGCGGUACGUCAGUCCGCCAGAAGCUGUUUGGAGGUUGUUUUCGUAUGAAAUGCAUAACAAAAGUCAUACCAUCGUUAGACUUCCCGUCCACCUGGAAAACUAUCACAACGUGUACUUUGAACCCGGACAGGUAUUAGAGCGAGUACAAAACGCCGCCCUGGCUCGAACUAAACUCACGGCUUUCUUUGCGCUCAACGCCAUCGAUGUCGAGGCUAGACAAUACCUGUACCACGAGAUACCGGUACACUACACUUGGAACGUGACACGCAGAUCAUGGGCGCGACGGCAAAGACAGAUGACGUACGAGACGUUGGCUCGAAUGUACGUCGUCAACCCACUUGAUCGAGAUCGUUUUCAUUUGAGAUUGCUACUUCUGCACAAGAGAGGUUCACAGUCUUUCCACGAUAUGAGGACAGUAGACGGGGUGGUGCAUCCAACCUAUGCGGCUGCAGCCGUCGCAAUGGGACUUUUGGAAGACGACCGAGCUUUGCGGGUUUGCAUGGCAGAAUCGGCAACAUUGGACACUCCAGUUCAGCUUCGUUACCUAUUUGUGACGAUACUGUUGUUUUGCGAGACCGCAAACCCGCUGGCGUUGUACCAAGUCAGCGAAGCUCACAUGAUGGAGGACUUUAAUCAGCGAUUGCGAGACGCCGAGCGCGCUAGAGCGGCGUGUCUCAACGCCAUCGCGCAGUUACUUCAGGUUCACGGGAAAUCGCUCUCGGACUACAGUUUACCUCUAUUGGACGUCGCAUUGCUAGAAGAAGACCCUAACGAUGACAUUCUGUGUGCAAUAGACGCGGCGGUACGCUGGACUGUACAAUUGGACGGCUUGAACGACGAACAACGGACAGUGUUCGAUCGUGUGAUGGCGGCCAUAAACGACAACAGAAACUGCUCAAAAAUGUUCUACGUCGACGGACCCGGAGGAUCAGGUAAAACGACGUUAUACGGAUGCCUCAUAUGGUCUCUUCGCAACCAAGGGCGAUCAGUGUUGUCCGUUGCAUUUACAGGAAUUGCAGCAUCGCUGAUGGACGGCGGCAUGACAGUGCACUCUACGUUCGGGUUUCCGUUCGGUACACUGACUGACGAUUCAACGUCGACCAUCACCAUGCACGCCAAGGUCACCGGGACUACAACUCAAGGUGGUCAAUAG
Molecule: messenger RNA, 1644 nt
Organism: Aphis gossypii (cotton aphid)
Lineage: Eukaryota; Metazoa; Arthropoda; Insecta; Hemiptera; Aphididae
Exons: 4
Coding region: 1-1644 (547 amino acids)
Biological process (GO): telomere maintenance; DNA repair
Molecular function (GO): DNA helicase activity
Source: RefSeq, a predicted model, not a curated record